Oryzias melastigma (Indian medaka) is the source of this 989-nucleotide messenger RNA. RefSeq names its product glutathione peroxidase 3 (gene gpx3). Gene Ontology annotation, biological process: response to oxidative stress. The transcript has 5 exons. Gene Ontology annotation, molecular function: glutathione peroxidase activity. NCBI's taxonomy places the organism in Eukaryota, Metazoa, Chordata, Actinopteri, Beloniformes, Adrianichthyidae. The record is from RefSeq and is a predicted model, not a curated record.
CCCGAGGGGAGACGCUGUCAGAGCGGUCAACGUGUCGGAGGGGAACGGCAGUCAGGAUGUGGCUCCACUUCCCGGUGUUGAUGAUGGUGACGGCUGUGCUGCGGCCCACGGCUCACGGAAUCCCGCUCACUCAGAAGUGUGACUCAACGGUUGAUGGCAGCAUCCACAAAUACCACGCAAAGACUCUAAAUGGCAGCCACACCGUCAACUUUAGUGACUACGCUGGCAAAAGUGUGCUCUUCGUCAACGUCGCCACAUACUGAGGAUACACCUAUCAGUAUGUGGAACUGAAUGCACUACACGAGGAGCUGAAACCUCUUGGUUUCACCAUCCUUGGAUUUCCAUGCAACCAGUUUGGGAAACAGGAACCAGGACAAAACAAUGAAAUCCUUUCAGGCUUACGGCAUGUCAGACCAGGCAAUGGAUUCGUUCCAAACUUCCUGCUGUUCAACAAAGGGGAUGUGAACGGAAAAUAUGAGCAGGAUGUUUUUACAUUCCUUAAAGAGGGCUGCCCGCCCGUCGGCGAGGACUUCGGGACUUCCGACCGGCUGUUCUGGGAGCCCCUAAAGAUCGGCGACAUCAAGUGGAACUUUGAGAAGUUUCUGGUGGGACCGGACGGGAAGCCUGUGAAGAGAUGGCACCCGAGUGUCAACGUGUCCACGGUCCGAACCGACAUCCGAAAUUACCUGCUCAAACUCUACACUCAAGACAUUUUCAAUUAAACGACACGAUUUAACUGUAGUGAGGUAGAUUGUAGACGGCAUGUAGGACUGUGAUGUGGCGGUUCUGGUAAAGGAAGGGGGCACGUUGAAUGAAGAGGAGGCUUGAAAGCAGAACGUCUGUGGAGCCUCCUCGGAUUCUGGGGGUCCAGGACAGCUUUUCAGUGCAUUCAGGCUGCCCUGCCAUCCCACAGCAACAUGCCAUCUUCCCAAAUCCCAGAAUCCGUCCCCCAUUACAGUCCCAAUGUUAAUAAAUCACAUAAAACCGCA